This is a messenger RNA of Chenopodium quinoa (quinoa), 801 nucleotides long. RefSeq lists its product as uncharacterized. The record is from RefSeq and is a predicted model, not a curated record. Lineage: Eukaryota; Viridiplantae; Streptophyta; Magnoliopsida; Caryophyllales; Amaranthaceae. The transcript is spliced from 2 exons. Bases 10 to 786 code for a protein of 258 amino acids.
UUACAUCUCAUGGCGGAUGAUCACUACCGUAUUGGAGUGGAGGAUGUAGAGGAUGAUGAUGAUGAUUCAUCUGGGGUUGGGGACGAGUUGUAUGAUGUGAACAAGGAGCCUAAUUUGGGUGAGGCAGAAGAUCAGGCUCAAGAUGUUUUGGAUCGUAUGCUUGAUGAGUUUGAAAUUGCAGCUGAACAAGCGCCUCCUAUCGAGAAUGCAAUGUCUGAGUCGUUCGGCGAGGACCAAAGUGGAGGGGGGGUGAAGGGACCAGCGCAGAAAAAGCUGAGGGGUCCGACUACAAGUUUCAAGAAACCUGUCGGUCCAAUGGUCUUGGAGUAUGACAGGGUAGGACAACCUACAGGCAAAUGGCGUCGUCAGUAUGCUGUUCAAGUUGGGAUUUGUGCGCGCAAAAUCCCCAUUACUCUUCGUUUGAGCGACGUACCUAUUGGCUUGAUAGACACGUUUUGGAAUGAUACACGGAGUCUAUUUAACAUUCCAAAUGAGUACGCCAAGCGAAGGGUGUUUGAAUCCUUACUUGCGACAAGAUUCAGAGGGUUCAAGACCACCUUAGUUCGUCGGUUUAUCACAAAGAAGCUUGUGAGAAAACCAAAGAACAAGAAAGAAGGUGGCAUGGAUGAAGAAGUCAUCGAUGAAGAGAAACUCCCAUGGCAAAUAUGGCCUAGUGUAUCAAAGGAAGAUUGGGAUGCUUUCGUUCUUCAAAAAAGCAAAAAAGAAGCAAUUGUAAGUUCAAGUAACUCUGAUGACAAUUGUAAAAUAUAUUUAAUAUUUUGGUAGUUUUGAAACUAAUAU